Molecule: messenger RNA, 1991 nt
Organism: Condylura cristata (star-nosed mole)
Lineage: Eukaryota; Metazoa; Chordata; Mammalia; Eulipotyphla; Talpidae
Gene: REPIN1
Product: replication initiator 1
Exons: 6
Biological process (GO): regulation of transcription by RNA polymerase II
Cellular component (GO): nucleus
Molecular function (GO): DNA-binding transcription factor activity, RNA polymerase II-specific; RNA polymerase II transcription regulatory region sequence-specific DNA binding
Source: RefSeq, a predicted model, not a curated record
UCGAGGACACAAAGAUGACCGCCUGAGGGGAGCCCGGCGCCUCACCCCCAGAGCCUCACCGUGUUUUCUCUCCCCUCCCCGCAGGUAAGGCCGGCCUCUCCGCACUCGGAGGUCUGAGCUCUGCCAUGGGGGUAGGGGUGUCUCUACUGCUGCAGUUUUCUCUGACAUCGGGGGGCUACCAGAGUGUGGGCCGGAGCAGGCGCUGCAGCCGCAGAAGCAUCCCCAGGACGGUGCCCAGGAGGAGCUGGCCAAAGCCCCCGCUCCAGCUGCAGCUCCAGCGUGUCCCGGAGGCAGAACCCAUGCUGGAACGGCGCUGCAGGGGCCCCCUGGCCAUGGGCCCCGCCCAGCCCCGGCCCCUCUCGGGGCCCUCCCAGGUGUCGCCCCAGGCGCUGGAGAAGGAGCCCGGCCGGCUGAGGUUGCCCGGCGCUCCCGUGGCCCAGGCGGACGGCCAGGUCCGGGCGGGGGCCCAUCGCUGCGCCCACUGUCGGAGGCACUUCCCCGGCUGGGUGGCCCUGUGGCUUCACGCCCGCCGCUGCCAGGCCCGGCUGCCCCUGCCCUGUGCCGAAUGCGGCAGGCGCUUCCGACACGCCCCCUUCCUGGCGCUGCACCGCCAGGUCCACGCGGCGGCCACCGCAGACCUGGGCUUCGCCUGCCACCUCUGCUGCCAGAGCUUCCGGAGCUGGGUGGCCCUGGUUCUGCAUCUGCGGGCGCACUCGGCUGCCAAGAGGCCCCAGGCCUGCCCCGAGUGUGAGAGACGCUUCUGGCGCCGCAAGCAGCUGCGGGCCCACCUGCGGCGCUGCCACCCGCCGGCCCCCGAGGCGCGGCCCUUCAUCUGCGGCAACUGUGGCCGCAGCUUUGCGCAGUGGGACCAGCUGGUGGCUCACAAGCGGGUGCACGUGGCCGAGGCCCUGGAGGAGGCGGCCGCCAAGCACACCGGCGAGAAGCCCUACGUGUGCCCCGACUGCGGCAAGGCCUUCAGCCAGAAGUCCAACCUGGUGUCCCACCGGCGCAUCCACACGGGCGAGCGCCCCUACCGGCCCUUCGUGUGCCCGGACUGCGGCAAGGCCUUCCGCCACAAGCCCUACCUGGCCGCGCACCGGCGCAUCCACACCGGCGAGAAGCCCUACGUGUGCCCCGACUGCGGCAAGCGCCAUCGGGGGCUGCGGUCAUGCCAGACUGUGGGCAAGCCUCGCCCCCUGGGGGGACAGGAGGAGAGUGGGGGCCCCAAGCGGACCCCGCCGGCUGAGCAGGGUGGGGCACCAGAGGCCAGGGCUCCUGGGGCCGCCCCCGCCCCCCUGAGCGCCGCCCUGGCGGCCGCCGGCGAGGGUCACUUUGUGUGCCUGGACUGUGGGAAGAGGUUCAGCUGGUGGUCGUCGCUGAAGAUCCACCAGCGCACGCACACGGGCGAGAAGCCCUACCGGUGCGGCAAGUGCGGCAAGAGCUUCAGCCAGAAGCCCAACCUGGCGCGCCACCAGCGCCACCACACGGGCGAGCGGCCGUUCUGCUGCCCCGAGUGCGCGCGGCGCUUCAGCCAGAAGCAGCACCUGCUCAAGCACCAGAAGACCCACGCGCGGCCCGCCACCCACGCGUGCCCCGAGUGCGCGCGCUGCUUCCGCCACCAGGUGGGCCUCCGCGUGCACCAACCGCAGCUGGACGUGCCCAUGACCGAGCUGGCGUCCUCUGGGGACGGGUCCCCGGCCGGGGACGGGGAGGAGGGCCUGGGGGACGAGCGAGGCCUGGUCAUCCACCACCCCGAGGAGCAGCCCCACCGCUGCCCGCUGUGCGGCCAGACCUUCUCGCAGCAGCCCAGCCUGGUGCGGCACCAGAAGGCGCACGCCGGGGCGGGCCGCGCGGCCGCCUUCGUGUGCCCGGAGUGCGGCAAGGCCUUCAGCGUCAAGCACAACCUCGAGGUGCACCAGCGCACCCACACGGGCGAGCGGCCCUUCCCCUGCCCCGAGUGCGGCCGCUGCUUCAGCCUCAAGCAGAACCUG